Messenger RNA from Schistosoma margrebowiei, 5490 nucleotides. NCBI's taxonomy places the organism in Eukaryota, Metazoa, Platyhelminthes, Trematoda, Strigeidida, Schistosomatidae. The record is from the annotation of a GenBank genome assembly.
ACUUUUGACUCUAAUGGAUGUACGAAGCAUUAUCCUUGUUUUACAUAGAAGCUGAUGUAGCUGACAAUAUAAUUGAUGAUGUAUUUUCAUUAGUAACACUUGGACUUAAUCUCAGUUUGUCAAACUAACCAUGUGGAUUAGUUUUAAAUUUUCACAUACGAGACAAUACUUGACUCUCUACAUAAGUAAUUUAUGCAGAUUCCUGUGUAUUGUCAUAUAUUUCUCUGUUAUUCCUAGAGCACAUUGUUCACAAGUCCCAAAUGGGGUCAAAUCAGUCAAUAAAGAUCUAGGACCGUUAACUUUGCCACCAUCGGCAUUUUCCGCGAGUUCCGUGUAUCAGAAUAAACCGGAAUAUCAAGCACAUAAAGCGAAUUUUGUAGUGUUUGCUUCGAAGGAAGAAUUUUCUGGUGCUUGGUGUCCAGCCAAAUUAAUUCAUAAAGAAUUAGAUGAAUGGCUUCAAGUUGAUUUUGGUGCAUUGAAACUUAUUAAAGUUCUCUUCUCUGAAGGUGGAGGUUUGAAUCAAAAUGCAUUUGUUCCAAUGUUUAUCAUUAAAUAUCAACGAGAGGAUAACACGAAAUGGUAUGAAUAUCGAAUGAGAAAUGGAAGCAAGUUACUUCAUGCAAAUCGAAAUAGUCAAACAAAUGUAAUUCAAUUAGAUCCACCAAUUAUAGCAAAACGAUUACGAAUAUUGCCUUAUACUAUGGAAUCCAAUCCAAAAUUAAUGUGCCUUCGAUUGGCUAUUUAUGGAUCUGUUUUCAAUGAUGGAGUUGUUGAAUAUUCUAUUCCCGAAGGAGAUGUCUAUAGACUUGAUCCUCGUGGUGAUUUUGUUUUAAACGAUACCAAUUAUGAUGGUGUAUUAAUCUCUCCUGAAUCGUCUUUAAUGACUACCAACACUAAGGAACUAGAUAACAUGGAUAAACAACAACGUACCGCUUAUCUUACUGGCGGUCUUGGUUUAUUAAUGGACAAACAAUAUUUUGAGGGCAGUUUACCUGAACAAAUAGACAGUGGCAGUAGUAGUCCUGUUGUUGGCUGGUUUCGACGAAAACCUACUACCAAUCCAUCUGGUCGUAUUACAAUGUUGUUUAAAUUUGAUCAAGCUCGUAACUUUACACAAAUCCGUAUCCAUACUUUGAAUUCAUUAGACUAUAUUGCUCUUUUUCGUCGAAUCUCUGUUCAAUUCAGUAAUGGUGGUCAUUAUUUUGAUCGAAAUUAUCCGCCGGUUGUUUUAGAUAUACAUCGUGAUAUUUAUAACUCUAAACCUCGUUGGGUCCCUAUUGAUUUAGGCUUUCGUAUAGGUCGUUAUUUACGGAUUACACUAUGGUUUGAUUAUGAUUGGAUUGUUAUUUCAGAAGUUACUUUUGAAUCAUCAUACUUGUCAAAUGAAGUUGUUUUACAAACAGAACAGUCUGAUGAUCCUAUUCAAAAGACUGCUGAUUUUGAUCCAACUGAUAUUGACUCAGAAGCGGAAAGACUAUUGAUUAUGUCGAAACCAUCAUCAACCGAUCAAGCACAAAGUUUAUCAGUGAAGAAUUCGCCAUCGGUUCAAAAAGAUCUCGACAUUGAGAAGCCAUCAUCAUCAGUAUCAUUAGCCCAAGUUACAUUGUCCACAGCGUCAUCAACAUCGUCUUCACCAUUUGACACACCAAUUAGUGCAACAUUCAAAUUGAGAGGAUCAAAUGUACCAUAUAUCAUCGCGAUUAUAUGUUGUUGUUUAGGCUCAUUUGCAUUUGCAUGCUUUUUUGCAUUUAUGAUAUUUCGAUUGAAACGUUACCGAAGGAGACGUUUGAAAAAAUUGCAGAAACAACAAAAGCUUCCACAUACUUUAGAUAAACAAUCAUCUAUGCACCAUCAACAUUUACUUCUUACAACAGCAGGACAAAAUCAAAAUUCUUUGUCGUCUACACUGUCUACUCCUCCUUCUUGUUUAUCAUCAUCUACAUCCGCACCGACUUCUGUUCCUGCCUUAAACAAUACAUCAUCAUUACAUCAGUAUAACCAGUUAAAAUUGUCUAAUGGGAAUCAUUAUGCUACUGAUAUUCAUAGUAAUAACAAUAAUAGUAAUAAGAUGGUGCAUUCUAAUGUUGUCAGCCUCUUACAAACUCCAACAGCUAUGGAUAUGCAUAGUAAUUAUAAUCAUUUGACUGGAGCUUUUUCUCAAGGUUAUUCUGACAUGUUGACUCAUCAUCAUCCAACUGGAACAAUUUGCGCUCCAUAUUCAACUAAUGGAAUCGAUCAAGAUGGUUUGCUAGCUUUUCAAUUAUUACAACAUGGUCCUACGGUUGGAUCGAAUUUUUCUGCAUUAAAUGGUUUAACAUUAGCUCGUCGUGGAUUAUCUGACAAUAAUAGUAAUAAUAACAAUAGUCCUGGUGUUUUCACGGUACAUCCAAUGGUUACACUAGGAACAGAUAAUAAAUUAAUCGGUGUAAAUUUACCACCGACAAGUUGUAAUUUUGCAUCUCAACUAAAAGGUAAUCUACUCUGUUCACAAAACAGUAACAAUAAUGUCAACAACGGUGUAAUGAAUACCACUUUUGUUGCCCCGCAUUCAUCGUUGCCUCCACCUCCUCCUCCACCAGAUCAACCGUUACCACCUCUGCCGAAUUUGUCAUCGGAUUUGAAUAAUGCAAGCAAUCGCCUUUUGAUUAAUACAUCAUUGUCGCCUGUUUUCCCGUAUGCUGUUACCGCAGCCGCUGUAUCGUCAUCGUUCGCCUCACAAGCAUAUCCAAAUGAAAAUAGCUUUAUACUAUCCAUAGAUAGUCCAAUGCCAGAAUAUGCAAGCGCUUCAUUAUUCAGUGGUACAGGAAGUGGAACAAUAAGUUUAGGUCCAAAUGAUCUUAGAAAUUCUAUCAUCUCAAAAACUACUUUUGAUAGUUGUGAUACAACAAAUAAAUAUAAGCAAUUAAUGGAAACUUAUUGUGUACCACAACAUAUGAACUCAUGUUUUUGGCCAUCAAAUUAUAAUAAUGAUUUAAAUCAGUGUCAGUUAAAUUUUAAUGGUAUUCCUAAAUUAUCUACUCCUAUCACAGGAACAGUACAGAUGGCGGCAGCAACAUCAUCCGAUAAUACUCAUAACAAUACACAAAGUAGUAGUAUAAAUAAUGAAAACCUCUCGGAGAGUUUAGAUUCCAGUGGUAUGUAUUAUUUAACACAUAAAAAACAUAACAACGAUGUUAAUAAUAAUGAUAACAUUUCUCCUAAUUUAAUUCAUCAAAAUCCUGCAGUGUUUUUACCGUUUACUGCUGGUGGUGGUACUUCACCGGCAGCAACAGCAGCAGCACCGCAACAACAACAACCACCGCUGGGAACACAUUUAAUACCGAUUCGAACAAUUGGCUUACGAUCUGGCAGUGGUAUUACUAGUGGUGGAAUUAUAUUAGCGAAUAGAGAUAAUUCAAUAUCCAACAAUCAUUAUCAAUCUGCUCUGACUACUACUACUCCUGCUAGUCCAAAUCACUUUCAUCAUCACCAUGGUGACGAGAAUAUGAAAGAUUUAAACAAUUUUACAAUACAACAAACAACCACUAUCACCCCAAAUAGGUAGAAAAAGUUUUUCCUAUAUUUCUUAAAUAAUCAGAAAUUUUUCUAUUGUUAACCAAUCAUGUGUUGUUAUUACGGCUGGAGUUUCCCCUAAUUUUUAUUUUAAUCAUUUUUUGUUUGAUUCAGCAUAUAAAUGAUAAAAUUUGAAAAGUCAAUAUUAUACAUAUGCACGGUUCAAUAUUCAAUUGUUAUAUUGUUCUCUUUGUGAAUACAUCCACUUUUUUGAUUGAUUUGACAAAAUUCUGAUUUGUUUUCCCUGUGAUUAUUAUAGUUCUAUUAUCAUUAUCAUUAUUGUUAUGAAGAUAUUUAACACAUACACACACACACAUAGGAGUCGUAAAACACAAUACAUAAUUGAGUGUAAUCUCCUCUUAUUAUUUGUAUAAUGAUUACUAAAAAAAACUAAGUUUUACCCUCGUUUUGUUGUCCUUUUGGCUCUCCAGAAAAUCUUUUCUAAUUUGUAAACACCAUUUUUUAAUUAUUGAAGUUGUUUUUUUUCUUAUCAAAUGUGUGAUACAUAAUGAAAUUAAUUAACAAAUCAAGUCCUAUAAAUUGCGCUUUCUGUUGUUUGUGUACUUGUUUACUGAAUGAUCAGUUAGUUCAACAAUUGAUAUAAUUGUGUAAAUCUUGUCAAAAUAUCAACAGCGGUAAUAAUAAUAAUAUCUUCAUAUCAAAAGUGCACUCAUGUAUUUAUGAUGCCCUCCUCCCAAAAAGUAGUCAUGUAAUUUAUGUUCAUAUCCAAUAACUGGUUGAAUGUAUAUGUUUUCGUCAUGUACAUCUCAUACUCAUUCACAUUCAUUAUCCUAUAUUAUUAUGCAAUCUUUAUAUAUGUAUACAUUUAUACAAUUAGAGUUGUUCUAUUUACGACUACCGAGUUGGGUUUUUUUUAAAAAUUUAAUUAUAAUGUGAACAGACUAAUUAAGUUUCAUGAAACAACGAACUUUUGAAAGUGUUAUAUAAUAAUCUUUAAUUGCUGAAAUUUUUGUUUACCUUUUCUCUUCUGUUUUGUCUUACACACAGAUGGAGGAGGGUAGGUGUAGAUUGAAUCGACUAAUACUAUUAUUAAUUCCCACUGUUUAUAUUGUAUUCCUGGGUUUUUUCUUUCUAGAUUCAUUUCUAUUUCAGAUUCAUUUUUAUGCCUAAAGAAUUUAUGUAGGUGAGGCAGACCAGUUUACUGUUAUCUCACUACAUACUAAGUUAUUUUCAUUCCCUUCUCUCUUGACUAGUCACUUUUAUUUCUUCACUAUCAUCGUGAAGCGUUAUUUGUCAAUGAUUUCUUCAUUAAGAAUAAACCAAAUAGUUAUGGUUAUCUGAUACAUUUUGUUCAGUUUCGCCUUGUGUAAUUUCUCCUGUUAACUUCGUCUUAUCUGUUUUGUUUUCUGUUUUAUUUCUCUAGUUAUUGUUAUCGUCCUAUCCAGUCAUUAUCAUUGUUUUUUUCUCUGCUACCCGCCUCUUUUAUGGUCUUUUUCUCUAUGAAGUUUCAAACAUAUGAAUAAAUAUUUCAUUGAGCGCCUUGAUUUUGUUAUAUGAAACUAUUUAUAUAUCUAAAUAUAGACAGACAUUCAUACGUACACAUGUUCAUAUUUGAUAUUUGUAUGUUUAUUUAUUUAUAUUAUCUUUCUUUCUUUUCUCAAAAGUAAUAAGCAACAAAUAAACACAUUCACUUGUUGACAGAUUUUUUUUCCCGUUUCACUUUUCUUCUUAAACCGUCCUCUUUGUUUUUUAUUAUCUUCUUGGCUUUUUGUGACGAACACAUACUCACACAUGGAACAGUCUACGGUUUUUUUUUAUUUGUAUGCGAGAAUUUGAAGGCUGUUAUUGAUUUAUAUUGUUAUAAUUAUUAUUGUUACUAUUAUUACUAUUAUUAUUCUGAUUAAGUCAAUCGGGAUCAGUAUUGUAUUAUUCCUUUGUACAUUGUUUAUUAAAAAUAAAUUCUUGUAGUAAAAUGAA